Messenger RNA from Penicillium hordei, 714 nucleotides. RefSeq names its product thioesterase domain-containing protein. Gene Ontology annotation, biological process: biosynthetic process. Bases 1 to 714 code for a protein of 237 amino acids. The transcript is spliced from 2 exons. The record is from RefSeq and is a predicted model, not a curated record. NCBI's taxonomy places the organism in Eukaryota, Fungi, Ascomycota, Eurotiomycetes, Eurotiales, Aspergillaceae.
AUGGACUCCAUCUUCCAAGUCCAGGGCAGCCCAAAGUCGCGCCUUGCGCCCCUCUUCCUGAUCCACGCCAUCUCCGGCCUGGCUAUGCCAUACAACUCACUCGGCUCCCUCGACAGUCGCGGACGGACCGUCUACGGAAUCAGCUCUCCCCUCUAUGGACCACGACGGUACCGUCUGCCAUCCUCCAUCGAUGAUGUUGCCCGCCAGUACAUUCGUUUCGUGCGCAGCAAGCAGGCCACCGGCCCGUACGUGCUCGGUGGGUGGUCGUUUGGCGGCCUCGUCGCGCUGAAAAUGGCCGAGCUGCUGACCGCGCAGGGGGAGACCAUUUUGCAGGUCAUUAUGAUUGAUACGCCGAAUCCCAUCUCCCGUCCGCCUUGGGGUAGUGAGGGCCAAGAAGGGCUGGCAGCGCUCACGUACAAUACCAUUGCACAGCAAGCGGGUCAGCCAAUCCUGAACGCCCGGCAGCCUACGCCCCCGGGGAAGGGGGAGGGUGAAGGCGCAGAUGCGGACGACGAGUCGGCUGUCUUGUGGCAGAACAUGUAUAAGCAUAUCUACAAUGUACUGGCGCUCGUGGAACGGGCCGCAGACGGCGAGUUUGUUCCCGCCUUGAAAGAGGUCAAGGUUUCGUUUGUCAAGUGCUCGGUUUUGGAAGUGCCUCCCUCAGGCUUGAUCACGGAGCCCAUGUGUUUGAACCUGCUCAUGUGGACAAUUUGA